Molecule: messenger RNA, 806 nt
Organism: Amoebophrya sp. A25
Lineage: Eukaryota; Dinophyceae; Syndiniales; Amoebophryaceae
Source: the annotation of a GenBank genome assembly
AGGCCAUUUGGUGUUUUUCGCGUUCCUCCGCAUCUCAUUUAUUCCCCAACAGAAUACGACCUAAAAAACGAGUACAACACGAACACAGAAGAUGCGGAGAAGGAGACGAAUCUUAGAUCAUUAAGGCACGACAGGCACAGGAUAAUAUCUUUUUUGAAUUUUUAAUUGAAUCUACAAGUUGUAUUCAUAGUCAUUUACAUUUUUCCCGCUGUGUCUGGCCGCUGUCUUUGGAAUGAUUCUGGGUGAUGCCAAGCUCGUCUAAUUAGAGAUGAAGGAAAUAGCAAAGUGAAGAGCAGUCCUAGUACCGAAGCAACUCCGAAAUAUUCCUCGAAAGCCUGGUCCGACGCUUGGCAUGCCGCUAACCUCUCCUCCGAUUUGGCGUCCAGUUCCAUCAUUGUUCGGUGCCCAUCCGCAUAUCUGGGCUCUGCGAUAGUUGUAAGACGAGCUAUGACAACAUUGAGAUGAUUGACAGGAAGAUGGAAAAAUACUUAGUCAGUGUAAGUACUCAAUUUGAAUUUCCUAGCUAAAACAACACAAAAGGGGCAGCACCUUGCGUCGACCUCAAUGUUUUUUUUUCUGGUCAGAACAGCGGAAAAGUAAAAACAGGCACUUGCACCAGCCUCUUAUUUAAGUGGAAAGUACCUACUUUCUUAGAGCUAGAAGCUUCAUGAGGCAGGAUGGCCUAGUAGUAGUUCUAGUUUCUUGAGAACGACAGUACAGGUGCACUUUUUUCCUUUCAUCCGAGCUGGGCCGCGUGUAUAUCACAGCCACAACACGAACAUGAGGAUGCAGAAUCCUGCAGAGGA